AUGACAGACUUCACCCUUGGACUAGGGUCUUCGCUUGGCGAGGACGAGUUGAAUCAGAGCCAAAUAUCGCCCGACGUCCUCUACACCUCAAGCCCAUUGCGAACGGUACCGUCCGAUAAGCAGCGCCUUUCCAUGACCUGGUCACAGCUGCUUUUGAGGUACCCCUCGAACAUUUACCUCGAUGUGCAUCACUUGAUCCAUCAGGCGACCUACGAUGCUGUUCUAUGGGUCUUGUUGGAGCUGGAGGGAAGCGCCGACCGGGCGUCUGUCAUACCAGAUGCCACGGACGGAGAGCGCAGAGAAGAGGAUUUCAUGGAAUUGGCAGCUCAACACUGGUGUCUGACAUCGCCCACAUCCCGUAUGCAAUCGAGGUUCAUGCCUGAACUUGAUCAUAUGCUACGCCAUAGGUCAAGCGAAAGAGUUGCCGUGCCUCCGUCCCAGCUCUUUGCAACUCUCGAGGGUUGGUGAGUUGCUCUCAUUUUGUGCGCCGGCCACGUCGAUGCUGACCCUUGAUCUGUCCCUGCAGCGUUGCGGUCGAUGUCCGUAGCUUAGCCCAAGAGUUCGGUAGCCAUUUUGCAGCGUGGGUAAAGUGUGCUUAAGUCCACAGUGCUUUGAAAGACAGCUGACCAAUCGCACACGUCUUCUCUGUUCAGUCUGCCGCAGAGGCUUUUCGAAGACUUCAUCCGGCUCAAGCACCGCACGGAGCAGCCUGGCAAGACUCCAGCGCCAUCGAGAGAACGAGGGCGUUCUAGUGCCGGCCAUGAAAGGUCGAGCUCCAUUAUUCACCUGCGCCGGUGGGGUCCAUCUGCACCUGGUGGCUCAGAUGCGGACGAGUACUGCUCCCGAGACUCCGAGCCCGAGCAAUCAUCAGCCGGUGAAUUCUACGAUGGCAGCUCAUCUGUCAGGUCGAUCAACUCUUCUUUGAGACGGUACCGGCGACAUAAUUGCUUGCGCAGGAUCUACGCGCACCCAUCGGACCUCGAGCGAAGUCCGCACAUCACCGCCUCGCAAGCGUCUCCUACUUGGUCACGCACAUCCCACGCACCGGUCCGAGCAGGAAAGAUGGUCCCCACGACAGCUGCUACCGGGCCUGCCAGUCAGGCGCCUUCGUGGUAUGGUUGGGACAACAUAGGCGACACUCUCGUCACUCUGGACCCAAGCCUGACGAGCGUCAGCACCAUGAGUCAGUUCUUGGGCCCGGCCGUCCAGCGAACCGACUCGCCGAGACCCUCGCAAAUAUCUUCACGCCCGGAGCGUCUUCAGCACAUGCCGCGAAUGCUAUCCGAGAGACCAAACUGCUUCUCGAGUAACGAAGGAAGCAGCUCCACAUCAACUGUCACCGUUGGGCUGCCUCUUACGCCCGAUCAAAACGCCUUGCCUUGGCCAAGCUUGCUUGGGGGCGACGAAAUGGCCCUUGAUGUUGCGGAGAAUUAUCGCAUACAUCGCACAUCCUUGUGGCCUUCUCUUGACACCCAAACAGGUGCGCCCUACAAGGGCCCGGCUGGAUUGCCACGGUCUUCACAUCAGCAACUCGGCGACAGAACAAUGUCUGCGCAUUCCGAUUCAAAUGACUCGGUCGACGCCAGUGGCGCUGCUUCUGAUGCUUACAGCGCAGUGUCUGAGCCAGCAGUCCAUAGCUCGUCCAUGGAUGGAGCGGUCUUCGCUGACAGGCCCACGUCCAGCGCUUUCUGUACUUCGGCUGUGCGGUCUACACCGGCACGGUUCUCCAUUCUUCCGCCUCGGCCAAGCUCGUUUCUGCGACCUCCUCCUCCCACCCUUGGCCAAGCAUCUGGCUCGACCGAGACGCGAUCCCGCGCAAAGCAUCAGUAUUCGUGGUCCUCUGUCUCGUCGCAAGACCGAUGCGACGAGUCCUUCUCGCUGUACGGUACAGCUCGUCAAGGAGCAGCACCAAAAGGGCCAGCGCUUCGUAGAGCGCCUAGGACGCAAGGCUCGCUGGAGCCUAUACUGGUCCCGAUGUCUCAAGCAAGCUUGCCAACUUCGACCGCAACGAGCUUCGGAGCACAUUACGGGGCGGUGUUUGGCGCUGUGUGGGGCGGUAGUGGUAAUCUGUUCGACGGUCAGCAUACGCCAACUGAUGGGUGUAGGGCUGCUGCAAGAAACGAGUUUGGAAGCCCUAAUCUCGACGUUUACUUGGCCCCUGACUACGGCCUUCCUUCGCCGUCGACCCAACAGUCGCCAGCGCUCAUGAGCUCGGAACCACAGUCUCCAGAGCUUGGGUACCAACAAACUUGGCAUCAGAAGUGUCAUCAGUCCAAGCGCGACGAGACGAGCGCAAUUGGAUUAGGUCUACAUCUCAAUGAGGCUCUCAAUGUCGAUUCUUAUGCUCAGCGAAGCUUUCAACUCAGGCGUCACACCGUAUCUGGAACCCGAUCUUCCAAACGCAUUGCGGGCGGAAUCACUGGCUCAAAAGAUAUUCCUGAGAGCACUUGUACUCGCCGUGCUCCUCUUCAAGCAUUCGUGACGUCUUUAGACGCCUUGACUCCAUUUGGCCACGAAGCCGAGGCAGCGCAAGAUUGGAGUGGACGUGUUCCUACCAAAAGAGUGGACAGACAGCUAGGUAUGAUACGGUCGCCCCAGGAGCAUCGUCGCGAGGCGUCAAGCCAUGUGAGAGAGCGCGCAAGACAUGAAGCGGAUGUGACUCUCUCCUUUCAAAGCAAUGGCAAUGGUAUCUCAGAGGCAGCAACACCCCAGAAUGCUAGCUCUCAGUGCGACGGCACCUUCGUGUCUCAGUUGGGUGGCAAAACAUUUCUCGACUAUUGGCCGACAGAUGUGAUAGGGUCGCCAACAAGCGACGCUCAGAGUCGAUGCGAGAGCGUUCCACAAUCCUCUACGCCGCCGCGACCCGCAUUGAUUUUUAGCCAACGUAACUCUUCUGCAAGCAGCUUUUUAACAGCCCAGACCCGCUCCUCAGGCGAAGAUCCGCGCUCUCCGUCGCGCGUGCACACCGCGCGAAGUCAUAUGUGCAUCAAGUCAGCGAACAUCUUCGGAGUCGUCCGCAGUGCCGAAGGCGCAACCGCUGAGACUUUGCGUCGCGAGAUGAACAGCGUCCCUGCUGAGGACGAACAGCAAGCUUCGACGCUAAUGCCUGCGCUGGCCCCAUCCGACAAGCGGCCUUCCCUCGUGAGACCAAAGCAGUACGGACGACCCUCGAGCGGCUCUAGCCAGAACAUGAUGCUUUCGGUCUUGGAUCACGCCAAACGUAUGACCAACAGCGCAACCACAAGCGCAUCGCGCACCACGCAAGCCAGCACUGGCUUUUUUCAAACUUUGCACAAGAGACUUGGCAGCAAUGCGGAACGCGCACAGACUGCUGCUACGGCUUUGAACUUGCCGGAAAGCAAUGUCGAUCCAUGGCGAUCUCUAGCAACGACUGCCACCACGCCAAACCUUUCCGACUAUGGCUGGGACUCUGCCCAAGCUACACCUUACAGAGAGCCAGCUUCGGCAUUGGAGCCCGCUUUGCCUAGCCCUAGCCCCGCGCAGGUGGCCAUUGCCUCUUUGCUUGCCAAAGCACGCACCUCAACCACUUCUCCGCCUGUUUGA
This is a messenger RNA of Ceraceosorus bombacis, 3564 nucleotides long. NCBI's taxonomy places the organism in Eukaryota, Fungi, Basidiomycota, Exobasidiomycetes, Ceraceosorales, Ceraceosoraceae. The record is from the annotation of a GenBank genome assembly.